This is a messenger RNA of Dromaius novaehollandiae (emu), 4828 nucleotides long. It is a transcript of the gene TDRD9, whose product is annotated as tudor domain containing 9. The coding region runs from base 64 to 4116 and encodes 1350 amino acids. NCBI's taxonomy places the organism in Eukaryota, Metazoa, Chordata, Aves, Casuariiformes, Dromaiidae. Gene Ontology annotation, cellular component: intracellular anatomical structure. The transcript has 36 exons. Gene Ontology annotation, molecular function: RNA binding; helicase activity; ATP binding. The record is from RefSeq and is a predicted model, not a curated record.
AAGGGCGGGAAGGGGAAGAGGGUGGUGUGAGGCCGCGUGCGGGGUUUCGCCGGCGCCGCCAUCAUGCUGCGGAAGCUCACCCUGGAGCAGAUCGACGACUGGUUCACUAUCGGCAAGGCCGUGCCUGCCGCCGAGUUCCUGGGCGGCGAGGCCGGUGGCCCGUGCAGUCCUCCUCCUGCACCGGCUGCGCGGGAGCCGUUAAUGGCCGCUGAGCUCCCUAUCAAAGAGAGUGUUGGAAGUGAAUAUGCUGAAAAAUUCAGACAGCUGGAGGAACAAGAACUAGGUGUAUCUGGCAAUGAUCAGUUUGUCUCUAAACCAGAUACUUCAUUGCCUCAGUGUGAAUCGAGUGAUUGGACUCCUAUACCAAUAACUAAUCAUAAAUAUCCUGAUAUGCCCAUAGCCAAACACAAGGAAGAGAUAGUUUCUCUGAUAGAAAGCAAUUCAGUUGUGAUUGUACGUGGAGUAACUGGCAGUGGUAAGAGCACACAAAUUCCGCAGUACGUUUUGGAUUAUUGCACUCAGCGAUCUACCUACUGCAACAUUGCUGUCACCCAGCCUCGGAAAAUUGGUGCCACCAGCAUUGCCAGAUGGAUUAGCAAGGAGCGAUCCUGGACAUUGGGUGGAUUUGUAGGUUACCAGGUCAGUUUAGAGAAAGUUUCCACAAAAGACACGAGAUUGACAUACAUGACAACUGGAGUUCUUCUUCAGAAACUAGUUUGUGCUAAAAGCCUAACUGAGUUCACACACAUUUUCAUUGAUGAAGUGCAUGAGCGUACAAAAGAAAUGGAUUUCUUGCUCUUGGUAAUCCGUAAACUGCUGCGUACAAACUCACAGUUUGUAAAGGUAAUACUGAUGUCUGCUUCCAUCAACUGUAAAGAAUUUGCUGAUUACUUUGCAAUUCCAGUUAACAACAAACUGAAUCCAGCCUGUAUAUUUGAGGUGGAAGGCAAACCUUAUGCUAUUGAAGAAUACUAUCUUGAUGAUUUGAAGCACACUGUUCACUUCAAGCUUCCUCUUCAAGUAAUUGAGGAACCAGUGAUAGUAAAGGAAAUGUAUGACGUUGCAGUGUCUUUGAUCCAGUCGUUUGAUGAGUUGGAAAUGAAGAGCAAUAGGGAGAACAAAACCUUGGGUUUUAUGUCAGAACGUGGCAGUGUGCUAGUAUUUUUACCAGGUUUGGCUGAAAUAAACUACAUGCACAUGUCUCUCACAAAUACGCUUAACAAAAGGUUGCAAGUGUACCCACUUCACUCAGCUGUGACACUGGAGGAACAAAAUAAUGUGUUUUUGUCUCCAGUUCCUGGCUACAGAAAGAUUAUUCUGUCUACAAAUAUAGCUGAAAGCUCUCUAACAGUUCCCGAUGUUAAAUAUGUGAUAGAUUUCUGUUUAACUAGGACUUUGGUUUGUGAUGAAGACACUAAUUAUCAAAGUUUGAGACUUUGCUGGGCAUCCAAAACAAAUUGUAAUCAAAGAAAAGGUCGUGCGGGACGUGUUUCCAAAGGGUAUUGUUAUAGGCUUGUACACAAGGACUUCUGGACAAACUAUAUUCCAGAGAAGCCAGUACCUGAGAUACUGUGUUGUCCAUUGGGAACUACGAUCUUAAAGAUAAAAAUGCUUGACAUGGGGGAACCAAGAGCCUUGUUGGCAACAGCUCUUUCUCCACCCAGUGUAGGGGACAUUGAACGUACCAUACUUCAGCUGAAAGAGUUAGGAGCACUUACAACUUGUGUGCAAACAGAAGAAAAUCCACAUGAUGGUGAGCUGACUUACUUAGGAAGGAUUUUGGCACACUUGCCGGUGGAUCAGCAUCUUGGAAAGUUGAUAGUCCUUGGUCAUGUCUUUGGGUGCUUGGAAGAAUGCCUUAUUAUAGCUGCAGCACUCUCCUUGCGGACUUUUUUUGCAGUGCCUUUCAGACAGCAUAUUGAUGGAUACAGGAGCAAACUGUUUUUUUCUGGGAAUAGCAAGAGUGACUGUAUUGCACUUGUGAAUGCUUUCAAGGCAUGGCAGAUUUGCAGACAAAAAGGAGAACUGAGACAUCCCAAGGAAGAGCUUGACUGGGGUCGAUCAAAUUAUAUUCACAUCAAGAGAGUCAGAGAGGUGGCAGAGUUAUUUGAAGAGUUGAAAGAGCGAGUCAGUGCAUUUAACAUGCGUGUUAAUACUCAACCAUCUGCUGUGGAUCAGGAGUAUGUAUACAAACAACACUUCAUUUUGCAGGUUGUAAUAGCUGGUGCUUUCUAUCCAAAUUACUUUACUUUUGGAAAAUGUGACCAAGGAAUUGCUGUGAGAGAUCUUGCUGGCAAAGAUCCGAAAACCACUGUAAUGUUGAAGAAUAUUCCUCCCUAUGGAUUUCUAUACCAUGAACAGUUGCAGUCACUUUUCAGACAGUGUGGGCAGGUAAAAUCUAUUGCAUAUGAUGGACCAAAGGCUUUUGUGGAGUUCUCUCGUAACCCAAUGGAGGGCUUUAAGACUCUUCCUGCAGUCUAUGUGUCACUUAAAAUGUCCCAGCUGAAAAUUCCACUUGACCUCAAUGUUCAUUAUCCAGAUGAGCUUGAAAGGCAGGUGGAAAGCGGCACAGCUGCGAGAGUGAAAUAUGCCAGAGUAAAUGUGGACUAUCAGAAGCAAACAGUAGAGCCUGUGGAAAUAUCAUUUGGUAUUUCGGAACUGUCAAAGAUGAUCCCAAAUCGUCUUCUAUCCAUCAAUGUAACAGAGAUUGUGGAAGUUGGACACUUCUGGGGUUACAGGAUAGAUGAAAAAAAUAUGAUUGUACUCCAGACUCUAACUGCUGAAAUUAACCACCAGAACCUGAUGGAUCUGCCAGUGUCUCCACAUCCAGAGUUAGUGUGCCUGGCCCCAUUCCCUUGCGUGGAAAACAAAGGAUACUACCGAGCUCGUAUUCUGUAUGUUUCUGGAGAUUUUGCUGAGGUUUUCUUUGUAGAUUACGGCAAUAGAUCAAGAGUGCCUUUAAAAAAAUUAAAAGAUAUUCCAAGCAAUCUUCGAGAACUUCCUUUCCAGGCUUUGGAGUUCAAGAUGUGCAAGAUGCGUCCAUCUGCAAAAUCUCUUGUAUGUGGGGAACAGUGGAGUUACAGUGCUAGCCAGAGAUUUGCCUCAUUAGUAAAUGGUUAUACUCUUCUAGUGAAGGUGUAUUCACUCGUGCAUGGUGUUCUGCAUGUGGAUGUUUUCCGUUAUUUGGGGAGCAAAGAGCUUGUGAAUAUUCGAGAUGUGCUUAUUGAAGAGUGUUAUGCUGAACAAGCAGAAGAAUCAUAUGAAUCACAACAAAGCCAUGAUUUGCUCAAGGCAUUACUUUCUGACCAAAUAAAAAAAGAAGAGAAAAAGCCUGCGCCUUCGAGAGAAAAAGAAAAGCAUUCCAUUGAAAUGUUGUUAAACAAAUUUUCUGUCAAUAAAUUUGAUACACCGGCCCAUAAGGUAACACUUCACGGACCAUUCAGUCCUUAUGAGGUGAAAUGCUACAGUAUGACUAGAAUAUCCCGAUUCAGGUGUGCUUUCAUACAAAAAGAAAGUAUAAACUCUGUUGUUAUUAGUGAAGCUCCAGAAGAUUCCUUUCAGCAAAUGUUGGUUGCUGCUUCUUUAUCAGUAAAUGCAACUGGGUCUGCUGUGAUUUUAGAGGAAACAUCUUUGAUGCCUCCUAUUCCUGGUCUACCGGCACUCCUCAGUAUGCUGUUUGCACCUGCUAUAGAACUCAGGCUUGAUAGAAGUGGAAAGUAUUUUACUGGUGUUCUGUGUGGUUUGGGCUGGAAUCAGAUUCAUGGAACUCCCUUGCUUCCGGAAAAUGACAUGGAGCUGACAUUUGAUGUGCGUUUUGGUGUGGAUGACAUAGCAGAGAUAAACAUUCUAAGGACAGCCAUUAAUAAACUAGUCUGUGAAUGUGCAGUGUGUCCGGAACAAAGCAGAAUGGUGCAGUUGCAAGAAAAUGUUCGUCAGAAACUUCUAAGUUUAAUCUGCAAAUCAAAACCACGAGAUGCAAUUGUUCCUAAGUGGUAUAACAAGUCAUACGCCUGGAAUCAGGUAGAUUCAGAACGUAUCAUUGACCAGUCAGAAAGGCAGCAUGGAGGAGGAAAUGAUCUUUAUCAGCUGCAUAAGCUUGUUGUGUUGAAUGUAUAAGUGUAUCUAGAAGCAUCUCAGAUGAAGUAUGAUAACUUGUCUAAAACUUAGUUCUGUUUUCUCUAUACCCUUGAAGGUUCACUCUACAAAUGUGAUCCUUAGGAUUAGUGUAAGCAUAGUACAAUAUAGGGCAGAAUAUGUUGAUGGGAUUUUUAAAAAUUAAGGUAUGCUGGCCUAGAGCAGACAAGUUAAUUCAUAAAACCAUCUUAUUUAAAGCAGGAUGCAAUUUUCAUUUUAAUAAUAUUUCUGAGAAGGUGCAUCACAAGCAACAUGAAAAACAAAGCAGAUUAAGGCUUAGUUACUUUCUAUGUUAAAAGUUCAAGAGCUAAGGGGCUAUCUUUUCUCUUUGAUAAUUGCAAGAUGCAUUUUUGUAUUUGCUUUAUUUGUAUGUUAUCAAUAUUUGAAAAAGUCACACAACAAAGGUUGCUUUUGUAUGCAAAAACUAGAGGUUAACAGAAACUGGUAAUCUAGGUUAUCAAAACUUUAUACACUGCAUAUAACUUGGUUUUUUUCUUUCACUUUUCAUAUGACAAAACCUCAUACAUGAUUCCUGUUUCUAUAUGGUAGAAUGAUGUUUUUGAAUUACUGAUUCAUUGCACAUUUGUUUCAUCUUUUCCUCUUACUUUCUAACGCAAGAGUUUUUUAGUCCUAAAAAUAAGGUCAGUGGUUUCAGAAUAAAACACAGAAAUGGAAUAAAAUGGGUUUGUCUCUU